Molecule: messenger RNA, 702 nt
Organism: Wyeomyia smithii (pitcher-plant mosquito)
Lineage: Eukaryota; Metazoa; Arthropoda; Insecta; Diptera; Culicidae
Exons: 1
Coding region: 1-702 (233 amino acids)
Source: RefSeq, a predicted model, not a curated record
AUGAUGCUGUCUGGUGAUGACGAAAGAACCAACGAACCAUACCGUGAACUGUUGGGUACAAUUAUGUACAUCAUGCUUUGUACCAGACCGGACGUGUGUUUUCCUGUAGGUUUUCUGGGACGAUUCCAACAAAAUCCAUCUAGAGCACACUGGCAGAGCUUGAAACGAUUGGUCCGUUAUCUGAAAGGUACUAAAACUAAAUGCUUAGAAUACAAGAAAUACGCUGUAGCUGAGCCACUGGUCGGGUAUGCAGACGCCGACUGGGCAUCGGAUACCGUGGAUAGGAAAUCUGUAAGCGGAUAUGCGUUCAAGGUGUUUGGAAAUCUAGUGUCUUGGUCAAGCAAAAAGCAAACAACAGUUUCCACAUCAUCCAGCGAAGCAGAGUACGUGGCUCUUAGCUCUGCAGUAUCAGAAGGGAUCUGGAUAGCUGGUGUACUAGAGGACUUAGAACUGAAGAAGAAGGAUGAAGCCUUCAUUAUUUUUGAAGCCAACCAAGGUUGUAUUGGGAUGGCGCGAAAUUUUGAAUCAAAGCGGUCAAAACAUAUUGAUAUCAAGCAUCAUUUCCUUCGUGACCACAUUGCGAAUGGACGAUUGAGGAUCGAACACGUAGCAACUAAAUACCAGUUAGCCGACAUGUUCACUAAGCCUUUGGAUUCCAAGCGUUUAGGAGAAAUAUCCUGCCAAAUAGGAAUGGCCGAUUGA